CAAUCGUAUAAAAAUAAAUCAAAGAUUAAUUGAUAUAUUGCCACGUGAUAUAAUCGUCGAUAUAACAUAACGUCGGCUGCUUCUCCAUUGUGGCUUCACUGACUCUAAGUUUUGUCCAGUCAGUGACGACAAAUAGCAUCGGACUUGUGAUGUUAACGAACUGCGUUUUAUAAUUGUAAAUAAUUGUACAAAUUCUUAUGGUGAAUAUACGAUUAAUAUGUUAUUGAAGAACGUUUAAAUAUUUAUGAAAAAAAUUAAUCAUCAUGGAUUGAGAUACGUUUAAAAAAUUACACGUCUUCAAAUUUAACCUCUAUCUUAUGCGAUUAGCAAAUGUUACCGAAGAGAAAUUUAUUCGAUUGAUUGUUAUAAUUAAAGAUCGUAAUUUUAUAACGUAACAUGAAGUUUAUAUGAUAUUUAAAUAAUAUCGAUAGUGUAUAUAAAUGACAGUCUACAUUUAAUCUCCAUGGCUAAAGAAAAGAUCAGAAAUUCUGAAUCAGGCAACAAGAUAACUUCCAAAAGCGGGGAGACAUAUACUUCAGAGUUUGAAAUCAAUGAGAUACCUCCUAGUGCUAGAACAUUACUCACUAAAGGUUACACACAAGAUAAAAUUAAUUUUUUCUCUAAAGCUACGGUGUCUACUCGUGGACGUUUUAUGACAGAACAAGAAAAGUUACAUUGUCCCAAUGAACGGCCUUUAUACUUAUACAUACAAGGACAUUCAAAACAUAAUGUUGGCUUGGCCAUACAAAAAAUUAAUGAAAUUAUUAAGACAGAACAUCAAAGUUCAUUAAAUAGACGAAGUCGAUUUACUAAUGCACCUCCGCCUCUUAUGAGUUUACAUUCUGGAAUUACAUCAGUAGAAAAGAUAUGCAUCGGUAUAGAAAAUGCACCACAAGGUUUUGAUUUGCGAGGAAGAAUUAUAGGCAUUGGCGGAGCAAAUUUAUUAUAUAUAAGAGGAGAGACUGGUGCAAAUGUAACAUUAAGAGGAAGAAACUCACAAUUUAUAGAUCCUGUUUUAGGAUCUGAAUCUCCUGAGCCACUUCAUUUACAUAUAGAACAUCCAAAACCAGAAGCAUUACAAAAUGCAAAACAGUUGGCAAUUAAUUUAAUACAAACAAUGCAGUCUGAGCUGCAAACUUAUAUACAACAACAGCCACCGCCAGUGCAAUCUCAGCAGGUCAUAGAACAACCACAAAUACAACCAUCACAGUUUCAAACUAUGAAUAUUGGUACUUUAGGGCAGCCUAAUGUCGUUACAAUACAACAUCAAGAUAUAAUACAACAUCCUCAAAGUAACGUGGUAACACUACCAGCAACUAUUUUAACAGCUACGGUAGCUGGUGCACCAGGUCCUGGAGUAACAGUUCCACCUCCAGGAGUACAUAUACCACCUCAUUCAGGACCAUUAGUACCUCCUAAUCAACCUCAGGAAAUACAAACUUUUAUGCCACCACCACCUGUUGGACAAGUACAAUUAAUUGGGCCUCCAUCAAGCGUAAGUCAAGUGCAAUAUCAGAUUCAUCCUGGACAACCGCUACAAAUUCAAGGUAUCCAACCAGGGUCACAAGCAUCACCGCAGCCUGUUGCUCAAAUGUAUGUUAUGAGUCAACCACCACCACAAAGUCCAGCUCAACAGAAUUUCAUUUCGACUGCCAGUGUGCCAGUUAGUGGGGCAGUGUCAUAUGUUUAUACCCAACCCAGUGUACAAAGACCUGCAACACCUUCGCAAGGAAUGAUUGAGACUGUUAAUGUUAACUUACAACAACCACCUCCAGCAACUCCUCUAAAUAUAACUCAACAACCGCCACCACCAUUAUUACAUCUUCAUUUUCCUCCACCUAACUUCCCUCCAAACCAACCACCACCUCCUGUGCCUCAAACUUAUCAAAUACAGUAUCAGCAGGUACAGGCACCUGUCUCACAAUCACAAGCGCAGUUCGUUCUACAGCCUGGAGAACAUAUUGUGCCACCACAAAUACAACAGAAUCAUGAACAACCUCAAGCUGUAGCACAGCAUAUGAUUCCACCUCAAUUUGAGGGUCAUCCUCCACAAUUUCACUUACAAGUUCCACCACCAUCUACUCAAACUUUUUUGGUUCCUAAUGCUCAAUCUCCCCAACAUCCUCAGCAACCCCCAUUACCUCAAGGAGGUGAAAUUCAGCAUCAACAGGACGAGCAAGGUCCACUGCCGCAGCCGGUACCUCCCCCGCAAAUAGUGCCCCCUCCGUCAGUGGCACAAAUGCAAAAUUCGAUGAAUGUUCUUACUAGCGUACCUCCACCAACGCAGGCACCUCCUCCUCCACAAAAUGCUCCGUGGCUUUAUCAAGCGCAACAACCACAGCAGAUACCUCACUCUCAGGGCCAGCUACAGGUACAAAUGCCACCUGGAAAUAUGCCACUUCAUAAUGCACCCCCGCCACAAAUACAAGCGCAAAUACAAUAUCAUACUCCCCAUAUGCAAUAUCAAAAUGGGCAUAUACCGGCCCAAGUACAUUAUACAGUGCAAACACCCCAACAUCAACCGUUCGAACAAAAGCCAGAUUCGCCUGAACAACAGAAACCUCAUGGAGUGAAGAGAAGGUUUUCUGAUAUAGAAGGAAAUCAGGAACCACCACCAUAUCAAUGUGGCCCUUUACCUGCUCAACGUCAUGGCACAGGAGAAGGUGAACGUCAACAGCAAGUCUUACAUGGUCCAUCGCCAGCAGGUGCCGGCCUACCCCAUGGAGAUCGAAACAAGCUGCUAAUGCCACCUCCACAUCCAGGUGAAAAGCGUAACGUCGAUCCAAAGCACACGGGACUAAAUCCAGGUAAUGAACCGGUAUUACUCGCUGAAUCCGGAGGUAUGAAUCCUGCGAGUGGACCACCAUUACCACCACCCCCACCUCCGCAAGCACCUUGGCAAUCUCAUCAUAUCAGAGCUCCUUGGGGUAGACCUCCACCAAUGCCAAGAGAAGAACAUCAUGCGUUAUGUCCUCCCAAUUUGCCACCAACGAAUAUGCCACCACCGCAAAUAAGACCAAGAGGUCCUUUAGAAGGUAAUCGUUCUCCCAUUCAAAACACGGUGAUGGAUCAUCCGCUGAAUAUCGAGUACAAUCAAAUACCACCGCACGCUGCAAAACCACCACCUUACAAUUCGCAUCCAUUGAUGCAGUCUAUUUGCAACCCACCACCACCACCACCUCCGCAUCAACAACAGCGGCCACAGCAUCCGGCGCAAACUAUGCCGCCGCAUUAUCAAGUGCCAAUCUCUCAAGCAUAUCAGCCACCGGCGCCGUGUCCACCAUGGAUGAACUAAAGUUAUUUUAUACGAUUUUCGCGCUAUAUGCAUGUAUUAAUAACGUUGAUAUAUAAGAUCCUUUAUAAAGAUCUCUAAAAACGUCAAAUUAACGAGAAUCGUUGAAUGAAUUCAAUUUGAUAUCGAUUUGUUCCUUGAUAGGUUAUAUAUAUAUAUAUACAUAUAUAUAUACGGUUAUUGAAGUAUACUGUAAAAAAAGAAAGCAGUUAAGAUAUAUUGUUCUGUAAAAAUUUGUACAUAUUCCAGAACUUCUAUCUAAGUUAUGUAAGUUAUAAGAAACGAAUGAUAAAUUUAUUAUAAACUAUAGCGUAUAGGGAAAAUGGUGAUGUCGAACGUUCAUUCGUAUAGUUUUCAAAGCUUUAGAAAGAUUUAGUUUACAAAGAUUUAGUUUGUAAUUAAUCCAUUAAUCUUUCAAUUAUUACUUUUAAUUAUACAUCUUUUCUUUUUUUUUUUUUUUUAACGAUGACCCGCGGAUAUUAUCAGCGGACUCAAAGUUAAUCUAUUUUCUUUUUCUUGCGCGAGAAAAAUCGCAAAUCGCGUUUUCUCAUCAGUUUGUUGAAUGAUCCCACCCGUUACGGAGUAUGUAAUUUUUUAUGAAGGCACAAAUAAACAAUUAACAUUGAGAA
Molecule: messenger RNA, 3921 nt
Organism: Vespa mandarinia (Asian giant hornet)
Lineage: Eukaryota; Metazoa; Arthropoda; Insecta; Hymenoptera; Vespidae
Cellular component (GO): nucleus
Molecular function (GO): RNA binding
Source: RefSeq, a predicted model, not a curated record